Messenger RNA from Rhodofomes roseus, 675 nucleotides. RefSeq lists its product as uncharacterized. The transcript has 2 exons. The record is from RefSeq and is a predicted model, not a curated record. The coding region runs from base 1 to 675 and encodes 224 amino acids. Lineage: Eukaryota; Fungi; Basidiomycota; Agaricomycetes; Polyporales; Fomitopsidaceae.
AUGCGCUCACCACCCACCUAUGGAGAGAUCUGUGACAUCGCCAACAGAGCCGUCACGAUAUUCACCGAGUGCGGGUAUCAGUGCUGCCUCUUCGGUAGCACAGCCUGCGCGUUGUACGGAGUGACGAGAUGCCCAAAUGACGUGGACCUAGUCGUGCUCGCCACGCCGAACACCAGCACGGAGUACCUGAAGCAGCUCCUGGUGAACGAGCCCAACGACUUCUACCUCGUGCCCUCGAAGAAGCGCGACGCGAAUUACAAGGUGCUCUGGUACAGGCUGCCACCCGGCGCGCGUGGCAAGAAGCGCAAAUGCAAGGUCGACGUCCUCGUCCCCGGGAUGCUCAACAUCCCCGCCGUCCCCAGCGCGCAGGUCGCGUACGCACGCCACCUGCCCGUCAUGCCGCUGCUCCCGCUGCUCCUGCUGAAGCUCCAGGGAUGGACGGACCACCGCGACUCGGACCGGCGGGACUUCCGGCGGAAACAGCAUGUCGACGUGGAGGACGUCAAGGAGCUGCUGUCGUUCGCCUGCGAUCUGCGCGUGCGUAUCGGCAGUCGUGAGCUCGGGUGGUUGCCUGCGGACUUCGUGGAGGCCGCUCAGAACCGGAUCCAUGAGUUUGUGGGGGAGUUCCCAGAGUCGGUUUUGCGAUGGAGGUCUCUUGGCUUCGAGGCCUUCUGA